Messenger RNA from Bubalus bubalis (water buffalo), 2324 nucleotides. RefSeq names its product sarcospan (gene SSPN). The transcript is spliced from 3 exons. Bases 59 to 787 code for a protein of 242 amino acids. The record is from RefSeq and is a predicted model, not a curated record. NCBI's taxonomy places the organism in Eukaryota, Metazoa, Chordata, Mammalia, Artiodactyla, Bovidae. Gene Ontology annotation, cellular component: dystrophin-associated glycoprotein complex; sarcolemma.
GCCGGGCCGGCGCGACCCGCCCCGCGCCACCCCCGCCGCUGCCGCCCCCGCAGCCGCCAUGGGCAGGGAGCGGCCCGGCCGUGGCGCGCGGAGCCAAGGGGGAUCGCCAGCCGCCGACGCCGCGGGGACCGACGACAUGGGGCCGAAGAGGGGCGCGGGGGCCCCCAAGGAGAGCGGGGAGGAGGCCCGGAAGUGCUGUGGCUGCCGGUUCCCGCUGCUGCUCGCGCUGCUGCAGCUGGCGCUGGGCAUCGCCGUGACCGUGGUGGGCUUCCUCAUGGCCGGCAUCAGCUCCUCCCUGCUAGUCAGAGACACUCCAUUUUGGGCUGGGAUCAUUGUCUGCUUAGUGGCCUAUCUCGGUUUGUUUAUGCUUUGUGUCUCCUAUCAAGUUGAUGAACGGACAUGUAUCCAGUUUGCCAUGAAACUCUUGUACUUUGUGCUGAGUGCCCUUGGCCUGACAGUCUGUGUGCUGGCCGUGGCGUUCGCCGCUCACCACUAUGCCCAGCUCGCACAGUUUACCUGCAGAACCGCGUUCGACUCCUGCCAGUGCAAACUGCCCUCCUCCGAGCCCCUCAGCAGGACCUUUGUGUACCAGGAUGUGACCGACUGUUCCAGCAUCACUGGCACUUUCAAACUGUUCCUGCUCAUCCAGAUGAUUCUGAACUUGGUCUGUGGCUUGGUGUGCUUGUUGGCCUGCUUUGUGAUGUGGAAACACAGGUACCAGGUCUUUUAUGUGGGUGUCAGGAUGUGCUCCGGGACACCUUCCGAAGGUCAGCAGCAAAAGGUCUAACAUGCUUGCUCAAAGGUGGAAGAGAAAACAGCAGCCUGACUGAGAGGUUUUUUUUUUAAAAGAAGAGAAAGAGAAGGAAGAAAAACUUUUGACAAUCAUCAGUAUUCACCAUUCUAAAGGAAUAUUUUUCUAUUUUUCAGGAAAUAAAAGAGCAUUUUUUCAAGUUUCCAUAGUAUUUUUUUAAAUAAAUUUUUAAGAUCUAAAUUGACUUUGAGAUGUUAAAAAAAAAAAACCCCACAGAACACAGAGAGAAAGGUAUAGAUCUACCUUUAGAGUCUGGAGUCUAUUCUUAAUACUCUUGUAUCUAUUACUUAUAUAAUCUUCUUUCCUGUUAGUCCAGCUUGAUUAGGACAGUUUCAGGCCCACUUGCUAAAUUUUCUAGAAUCUUCCUCCAGCCCCUCACUCUUCCUGCCAUGAUUGUCACUACACUUCAGAGGAAGGCAGGAGGCAGGACCUAGGGGAGAACUGAACAGCCAGGGUGACUCUCUGUUCUAUUUUCCUUGGUAGAGAUGUCUCCAAGGCAUAAAAACAGCCUAAAAGAGCAGAGUAGAAAAGGAAGAGACUUUGUAAAAAGGCUAAGUAAUUACAAACACCUGGGCUGGGGUGGCCUUUCUCCUCUGCUCCCUCAGUUUGGGUCUGUAAGCAGAUCAUUUAGUGAAUGCUUUGGAUGAUUGUCUGCUUCUCAAUAAUUGAAAGUUGGUGGUAGCUAUAUUCUUAAUGGGGCUUCCCUGAUGUAGAAGGCUUAAAAAUAAUUACAUUAUGCUUCUAUUCUGUCAUCUAAAACAAAUCAUUAGAACUCAUUUCUAGCUAAUUGUUAAUUAUAAUGAUGCUCAGAAGUCUAUUUAAUGAGCUCUGGCUGUACUUACGUAGCACCAUCGGUAUUAGAGAAAUUACUCACAAGAGAGGAGGCUCAAUGAUUCUUCCUUCUGAAAGCCAAGCUUUACAAGGGAGAAAAAAAAUUUUUUUUUAUUAAUAGCUCAGGUUAAAAAUACUCAUUUAAAUAAAAACAAGAGCAUUUGUAAUGGGAAAUGUUUAUACAAAUAGCACAUUUGUGAUGUUUUAUAAAGUUUCUCUCUUGGCAGCUAAGUACUUUUGAGGAAGAUUGGGUAAUGCUGAUGUGUUCCAUUCAUGAAACUCUAUUUGAUAUGUAACCCUAUUGUUGAUUUGUAUGCACAGUCGACUAGAGCCUUAAACUAAUAUUUUGAGGUCCUUGUUUGAACACUGGGCCAUUGACUUGGAGGGUAGUUUUCGGUUUUGUUUUGUUUUGAAGUGACUGACUUAAGAGUACAAGUACACUAUGGUGGGAGACUUUCCUCCCUAAUUAUUGUUAUCAUUGAAUUUGGAACAAUAACAAUGUUUUAAGGAAGGAGCUCAGAUGCAAAUUCAUGUAGCAUAAAUGUUACCAAGAACUUUCUUUAUUAGGCUGCUCUGUUGAAAGCAGAAACUCAAGAUAAUAAUUGAGCUUAAAUUUGCUUCCUUCUCCACAUUGCCUAUAGAUAUAUUUUACUAAUAAUUAAAUCCUACCCUUAAAAAAUAA